Molecule: messenger RNA, 7607 nt
Organism: Leptopilina boulardi
Lineage: Eukaryota; Metazoa; Arthropoda; Insecta; Hymenoptera; Figitidae
Gene: mon2
Product: protein MON2 homolog
Exons: 26
Coding region: 488-5434 (1648 amino acids)
Source: RefSeq, a predicted model, not a curated record
UCCUUCUGUUGAAUUUUAAACAAAAGUUUCAAUGGAAAAAUAAUAUAGGGUUUUAGAACCCAAUAGUAAAAACUUUAAAUCUGACAAGGAAGACAAGAAGAUAAUCACAACGUCCGCCUGUCAAAAGGUGUGCUUGAUUUAAUUGUGUAUGGUGGAUAUAAUAACUGGGUUAAAAUUGUGUAAAAACUUGGGUGAAAUUGAUGGAUGUUUUUUGUAUAAAGUAAAAUUUAUGGAAAUUGCAAUAAUCAAUUAUUUCAUGAUUGAUAAAUGAUGAUUUGUAAAAAAUAGUUGUUGCAUGGAUAUGCAAUUUGUGAGAGGGUUAAUGCCAACUCAUCUAACUAAAAUUAUUAAAAGCUGUAUAUGAUACACCCAAGACGUAUAUUUAAUUUUUUUUUUUUUUUGAUAAAAUACAUCAUCAAGUGUUAAUUGUUCAUUAACAACGUGUAAUGAGUUAAUUAAGUGUUUGAGAGAAAAGAAAUUUGCCGACAUGACAAGCUCAAUCGUUGGAGGUGGUCAAGAAUCUGUGACAAAAUUUUUCGAAAUUCUUCAAUCAGAUCUAAAGAUACUUGCUGGUGAAACUAAAAAGAAAUAUCCACAAAUUAAAGAGUCAUGCGAGGAGGGAAUCGCGAAACUAAGAUCCGCAUCUGGAAAUCCAGGAAGCCAAAUAUAUUACGUGGUGAAUCAAAUUUUAUUUCCUUUGGUUCAAGGCUGUGAGAGUAAAGAUGUGAAAAUUAUCAAGUUUUGCUUAGGAGUAAUGCAAAGAUUAAUUACUCAACAAGCAGUUGAUCAAAAGGGUGCACGUUACAUCACAGAUACACUAUGGAUGUUGAUGGAAGCUGGAACAGAAGAAGUAAAAGUCCUACAAACAGUUACAUUGUUACUCACGAGUAAUACACUCGUUCAUGGAGAGACGCUUUCAAGGAAUCUUGUCUUAUGUUUUCGAUUGCAUUUCACUAAAGAUUCGACAACAAUAAAUACAGCAGGAGCAACUGUGAGACAAUUAGUGUCAUUAGUAUUUGAACGUGUGGUGGCGGAAGAUGAAGAAAAUUCUGAACAGCGUUCAAUUGAAGAAAUUAAUUUAGAAGAAUUGAAAUCACCAACGAAUCAACCGCCAAAAGGCCUUGGACCAUGUGCUGCCGAUGCUUUUUUAAUGUUUCAGGAUUUAGUCCAAUUGGUGAAUGCAGAUCAACCUUAUUGGUUGACAGGAAUCACAGAAAUGACACGUACUUUUGGUUUGGAAUUAUUGGAAUCUGUUUUAAUAAAUUUCUCCUCUGUAUUUUUCAAGCAUCCUGAAUUUAGUUUUCUUCUGAAAGAGAGAGUCUGUGCAUUGGUUAUUAAAUUAUUUUCACCAAAUAUUAAAUACAGAAAUUCGGUACCGGCUUCAAUUCAACAAGCAACACCUCUUGAUAAACCUUAUUUUCCAAUUAGCAUGAGAUUGUUGCGUGUUGUUUCUAUUUUAAUACAGAAAUAUCAUUCCUUGUUGGUGACAGAAUGUGAAAUAUUUCUUUCGUUAAUUGUAAAAUUUUUGGAUCCAGACAAACCAGUUUGGCAACGUGCUUUAGCAUUAGAAGUUUUACACAAAAUGACCGUACAAUCUGAUUUAUUGACAAGCUUUUGUAAUUGUUAUGAUCUUAAACCACAUGCAACUAAUAUAUUUCAAGAUAUUGUUAAUAGUCUAGGAGCUUAUGUACAUAGUCUUUUUGUGAAUCCACACAUGAUUGGCUCAGCUAGCAUGGGCUCAUCAACACCUGCUGUGCAAUCAACUGCACCAGCACUUUUAGCAGGUAUGCCAAUUGGUCCUGGUGUCUCUCCUCAACCUGGAUUUUAUUCCAGAGGAAUAUGGUUACCAGUAGUUGUCACAUUUCCAAGUGGACAAGCAAAAUCUACAUAUCUUGAUAUGUUGGAUAAAAUUGAACCACCACAGAUACCAGAUGGUUAUGGGAUCAGCAUUGCAUACGCUUGUUUGUUAGAUAUAAUUCGCUCAAUAGCUUUAGCGAUUAUUGGUUCAAGAGAGGAAAAUACAGAACAUCGAUAUAAUCCUACAGAAGCUGAGAAGAAGCUUCACGUUCAAUUAAUUAAUUCAAGCUGGUGUGGUCUGUUGGCGGCUCUCAGUCCUUUAAUAGAUGCUAGCACUGAUGAAUCGGCAACAGAAAAUGUUCUAAAAGAAAUACAAACAUUUGCUUCAUUAUGUGGUUUACUCGAUUUACAUACACCUCGUGACGCUUUUAUAACAGCAAUUUGUAAAGCUUCAUUACCUCCACAUUAUGCUCUCACUGUUUUAUAUAGUGCACCGCAAGGAAUUCCGAGUGCACGACCACAAGAUUCUGUACAAUAUAAUCCUGCAUCAAUGGGAGAUUCUGAUUAUCGACAGCAAGUUGUUGCUGUUGGAACUCCUUUACCUACAGCAUCAUUGCCAAUUGGCGCUCAACAAGGACCAGUUAUGUUGACAGUGAAAAAUCUUCAAUGUAUGCGAGCUUUACUUUUAUUGGCACAUUGUCAUGGCAGUAUUUUGGGCACCGCUUGGCAUUUAGUGCUGACAACACUUCAACAUCUUGCUUGGAUUUUAGGAUUAAAACCAUCGACCGGCGGUUCAUUAAAGGCAGGAAAAACUGCUGCUGAUUCAAAUGCAAUGUUGACAACAGCUGUUAUGGCUGAUUUGCCGGUUCUCAGCGCAAUGCUCAGUAGAUUGUUUGAGAGUAGUCAACAUCUUGAUGAUGUUGCUCUUCAUCAUUUAAUUGAUGCUUUAUGUAAACUCAGCCAUGAAGCCAUGGAAUUGGCUUAUUCGAACAGAGAGCCGUCAUUGUUCGCUGUGGCAAAACUUUUGGAAACUGGACUUGUAAAUUUACCACGAGUUGAAGUUUUGUGGCGACCAUUGACUAAUCAUUUACUCGAAGUUUGUCAACAUCCUCAUAUUCGUAUGAGAGAAUGGGGAGUCGAAGCUAUUACUUAUCUUGUGAAAGCUGCUCUUCAACAUAAAUAUCCUCAACCACUUCGCGAUAAUCAGAAAUUGCAAGUUUUACUUUUGGGACCUUUAUCCGAAUUGUCGUCGGUUCGUCACGCCGACGUAAGACAACGGCAAUUAGAAUGUGUUUUACAAGUUCUUCACGGUGCAGGAGAAACUUUGUAUCAUGGUUGGCCUUUGGUACUUGGAAUAAUUGGCGCCGUUUCCGAUCAUCAUGGGGAAAAUUUAGUUCGUAUAGCUUUCCAGUGUCUUCAAUUGGUAGUCACGGAUUUCUUACCAGUAAUGCCAUGGCGUUGCCUUCCAUUGUGUGUCGACACUGCAGCUAGAUUUGGAUCUCAAACACAAGAAUUAAAUAUUUCCCUAACUGCCGUUGGAUUAAUGUGGAAUAUUAGUGAUUAUUUCUAUCAAAAUCAAGAGAAGCUCUGCGUUUCAUUGCGAGGAGAUUUGGCAAAUGUGUUUCCUGAUUUUCCUGGAACAACGAAUAUGCCAGCCUUUGAUAAGCUGUGGAUGUGUCUUUACGCGAGAUUAGGUGAUCUUUGCGUGGAUUCGAGACCGGCUGUUCGAAAAUCUGCUAGUCAAACAUUAUUUUCAACAAUCUCAGCACACGGUGGACUUUUGCAUCAACCAACAUGGCAAGCUGUACUCUGGCAGGUAUUGUUUCCACUUUUGGAUAAAGUCAGAUGUCUAUCGAGUUCAGCGAGUAACGAGAAAGUUGAUAGUGGUGGUAAUAUUCUUAUUCAUCAUAGCAGAAAUACAGCGCAAAAACAAUGGGCAGAAACUCAGGUUUUAACUUUGAGUGGUGUUGCUCGUGUUUUUAACACAAAACGACAAUUAUUACAAAUGCUCGGUGAUUUUCCACGUGCAUGGUCUCUUCUUCUUGAAUUUAUUGAAAAUUCCGCUCUCAGUAAAAACAACGAGGUUUCUCUGGCGGCUUUAAAAUCGUUUCAAGAAAUUUUGUAUCUACCAAAAAAUGCGGACAAUAAUGAUCCAGUUCAUUCGGAAGAUUCAGAGGCAUUGUGGUUGGUUGCCUGGCGUGUUUGGUUGAGUAUUGGAACUGAAAGUACGAGUCCACCUCAGGAAAAUGAAGUUGAACUUUAUGUUCCCUCGCAAGCUUUUCUCACUGCUUUAGUUCAAAUAUUUCCAGCAGUGUUUCAACAUAUUAAAAAUAAAUAUACCAGCAAUGAUUUGCAGAAAUUGUGUUCAGUACUAAAAAAUGCAAUUGCUGUUCCUGUUCAUGGAGAAUCGACACCCUAUAUUUUACCUACAAUACCAGAUGCUAUUCUCACUCAGCUUCAAGAUGGAAUUUUACACUCGAUGGAACUUUUACAGAAGGAAGCACUUACUGGUCCUGAGAAUUUAAAGACAAUGAUUGGUCCAAUUUUCCUGCAACUUUUAUAUUUCUUAAAAUUAGCCUGCGAAGCGCCAACUUAUGGAAAAGUGACAACAAAAAAUAUUUCUCAAGUGAGAGGAGUAUCUUCGGACUGGGUGACAAUGAACUAUGUGCCUUUUGGAGAAAAAGCCUUAUCAAUGGUAGUUAAUUUAUAUCAAAAAACUGCACACGAAUCACCAGUGAUUGAAGGACAAAUUUUACGACACAUCAUUGAAGCCAUACAUUUGCCAUUGUCAAUGAAAUAUAAAUGUCCAUCGCAAACAACAUGGAAAUUGGCAAUUACAAAUCUUUUGACUAUUUUGCAUAUUGGAAUUCCUCUUGCCAGAAAGCAUUCGGAACCAUUUCAAAAUAUGUGGCCAAAAUUGGCAGAUACUUUGGACGAUUUUUUGUUUCCCAAAAGCGCUUUAAAUUCAGAGAGAGGUGUCGAAGAAAUUCAAGCCGACGAGGCUGUUGAUUGUCAAGUUAUGGAACUUCUUCGAGAUGAAGUGCUGCCUCAUUCACAAAAUAUUCCUCAUCAAUUUAUACUUCGAGUUGUUAUGCUUUUAAAUAAAGGAUCAAUUCAUUCGGCAACGGCAACGAAUAUAGAGAAAAAUGGGGAGCCAAAAUUACGAGAAGAAUUUGCAAAGACGUGUUUUGAAACUCUGCUACAAUUUUCAUUGCUCGAUGGCUUGAGCAAUGAACUUGAAUCGAGUAGAGAAAAAUUGCCAGAGGACGAGGGCGGAAUUGCUGGAAGAUUAGCUGUCACAGCUCUUCUUCACAGGUUUCAGGAAGUUUUGAAACGUUACAUCGAUGAUGAGAAGAGAAGUGGGAAAUGUCCUUUACCCAGAUACAGAUUGUCAGAGAUUUCUUUCGUUUUAAAAGCCGUUGCAACUCUCGUUGUUUCUCUUAAAAAAGCACCUGCAAAUAAAGUUGAACGAUCAGUCUGGGAACAAUUGAUUGGCCUUUAUCCGUGUUUGGUGGAAUGCACCGUUGCCACUGCAUCUGGACCAGUUUCACGAUCACUACGGGAAGCAUUAAUGCAAUAUCAUGAUUUAUUGCGACCUCCUCCUUUAUCGAAUGCACCAACGUCCAAUGGUGUUUGACCAACACAUUCGAUUCUAUUAACUAGAAGUUUCCGUCAAUGUCCGUAACGCUAAAUAUUAUACAUUUAGAGCAGUUUGAAAAACUCUUUUUAAUGAAUCGAGAGUUUUCUGUUGUAUAAAUCAAUUUAGAAUUGAUAAUCGUCUGCUUUUAUAGAAUCUGUAUAUAUAAAUAUUUAUACCAAAACGUUAUUGCUGUCUCUCCUUUUUUAUGGGAAAUGCAAUUGUGUUAAAUGUGCUCUUUUUUUUAAAUGUGCUCUAUCAAAACAGAGAUCGAACUGAAUCAACUUUUUUAAAACCUGAUUAGAUUUAUAUAUAUAAAUAUUAUAAAAAUGUUACUAUAAUAAAAUUAUAACUAAGAAACCAAAAAAAAAAUAACAAUAGUAAUAAGACGAUAGAAUCUUAUAAAAAAAACUUGAUAAACUCUCUAACUAUAAAAAAAAUUCUAUAAUUCGAUUUAAAAAUUUGUAAAUCAGGUGUAAAGUUGAUUUAAUUUAAAAGCAGUAACAAGUAUUAAUUUUAUCUUUUUUGCAAUAACGAGCUCGCUUAUGAUAAAUUUUCUAAAAAAAAAAAACAAACAAUAACUAGUGUCUUCAGCAAUGAAUUGAUUAUCAAGUUGACUAACUAUGAGAAAAAGACUUGAGACCAUUUUACAAUAUUAUAUAUUAUAUAAAGUACAGGGAAGAAAACUCUUUCUUAUUAAUAAAUAUACUGUAGAGAAAAUUUACAUUCCACCAAAUAAGCUUCUUUUCAAUUUAAUUGUGAAUUAAAGUGUCUAUUGAGCUGCAUAAUGCAUGUUGGGAAAAAAAUAUUUAAAAUAAUUUCAACUAUUAUUAUUGCUAUUAAUAAUAUUACUGUUAAAAUUUAUUUCUAAUAAAAAUAAAAAAUGUUUACAAUAUUCGAAACAAAAAGGAACAAUCAAACAAUUUAUAAUAAAAUAUUAUUAUAAUUAAAUAAUCACAAAAAACAAAAAAUAAUAUUAAAACAAACAAAUUUUUUAUCGUUAAAUAUUAGUAUAACAAAAUUAAAAUCUUACUUUUUUAAUCGCCAUUUUAAAAUUAUGAAAUUUUAAUUUAAGUAAUAAUUUACAAAUUAUUAUACAUAUGAAAUUAUUUAUUUUCGAGCUGAAAAUAUUAUCUACAAUUAAUAACUUAAUAUUUAAUAUAAAAUUAAAAAUUAUUUAAGUUACAAAUUUAUUUAGUUAUAAAAUAAAUACAAAAAGAAAUAUUUCAGAAACGAAUAAACGAUUUUUAGUUUUUUUUUUAAAUUCGUUUUUGUAGUGUUAUUAAAUAAAUCAAAAAAGUAAAAAAGCUAUAUUGUUGAAAAAUAAAAUUGAAUAUUAUAACAAAAGAGGAAAUGGAAAAUAUCACAAAAGAAAAAAAUAUAUAUGAAAAAAAUUAUCGCAAAAAUAAAAUAGAUAUUAUAAAGAAAAUAAUAUUACAAUAAAUGAAAAAAAAAAAUGUAAAAUAUAUAUUUACAAAAAGAAAAAAAUAUAUUUUUAGUUUAAAAUUUCAAUGAUUGAAAAUAUUUUUCAAUAUUUUUUUUCUCCUUUCGCCCAAUAGACAUUUUAACAAUAUAUAUAUUAGAAAUUUUAAAUCAUGUUUUUGAAAAAAAAAUUAUAAUUAGCAAAAUAAUCAUAAAAACAUAUAAAUAUAUACAUAGAAAUAUAUAUUCUACAUUAAUUAUAAUCAAACUUUGAACAUAUUAACCGUGUAGUACAAUAAAUAAUUGAUUGUCGUGAUUUUUAUAUACAAAAAAAAAAAAAAAAUAGAAAAAAUGUUCAAGGUGUGUUUUGAACGACAAAUUUUCAUUUAAUUAUUCAACUUUAAAAGCACAUUUUUGCUAUUACUGAUUACAAUAUUUGAAAAAAUAAUCUAUAAUAUUUUGCUCGUUAGUUAAAAAAAAUCGUGCAAAUUAGUUUCUUAAGGAAUUGUUUCCAUAUUAUGUUUAAAUAGCUGUAAAUAAACAUUAGAAUGCGUGCAAUAAAUUAUAGUUUAUCGAGCUUUUUACUCUUAUGUAAAUAUCAAAAACGAAAACUACAGUUUCCAUCAAAAAUCGUUGUAGAAGAUGUGAUUGUAGACAAUUUUAUAAAUUUUAAAAUAAUGUUCAUCAUUUUAUUCGUAAGAAGAGGAUGCUACUGUAAGAAUGUAAAUAAAAUAAUAAUUGAAUAAGAAAA